UCAGUGCGCGAAUGUCAACAAUGUAGCGAUUGAGAGUAGGCGUUUCAUUCGAGUGUAACAAACAGAGGAGACGGAGCCGCACGCUGCAGAGAUCAGCACACACACAUUCACACACAUUUUAGACACACUAUUUCAAGCAUAAACGCGCAUUUUUUCCUCGUAAACGCAAAACGAAAUAUUAAACGAGUGCACCGCAAAACGUGAUCUCCCUGCAGCCCGGGGGCUUUAGGAGUCUGCAAGGAAGUCAUCAUGUGAAAAAAAUACAUUAUUUGCUAAACGGACAAUAGGGCUGGAUCACAAGGAAAAGAAAAGACUAGGCUGAAGGAAAGGAAGUAUGGCUGAGGUUUACAGUCAAUGAAGUCGGAGGGGCGUGUGUUAGCGUGACAGAGGUGGAGCUUAAUCCACAGAGAGAGAGAGAGACUCCUCUGUGAGGAGGCCUGUGCCGUCGACCCCGAAAACCCAUCCGAGAAGUGUUGCUGGCGCUGCACCACAACAUGCGUCUCAAUCCCACAGUCACGCGGGAGCAUCUCAGCGCAUGCUAACACUUGGAGCUGUCAUUGCCACCUCCUGUCAGAGCAGUCAAACAAUGGAGCAAACCACUGGUGUGAGCGGUAUGUCCGUGGAUGAGAAGUCUGAAGCUCCCAUGUACGUGUAUGAGUCGACAGUGCACUGUACCAACAUCCUGCUGGGUCUGAAUGAGCAGCGGAAGCAGGGCCUGCUCUGCGAUGUGACCGUGCUGGUGGAGGGCAAGGAGUUUCGCGCACACAGGGCUGUACUAGCGGCCUGCAGCGAGUACUUCCUACAGGGGUUUGCCACCCAAACUGACAAUGAUCUGGUGCUCAGCAUGCCAGAGGAGGUCAGUGCCCGGGGAUUCGCUCCAUUGUUACAGUUUGCCUAUACGGCUAAGCUGCUGCUCAGCAGAGAAAACAUCCAGGAGGUCAUCCGCUGUGCCGAAUUCCUGCGCAUGCACAACCUGGAGGACUCGUGCUUUCGCUUCCUGGAGGCCCAGCUGCGCAGUGAAGAGGACGGCCUGCUCCUGUGCCGCAAGAUGGCGUCGGAGAGCAAUCACUCAGAGGAUGAGGGCAUGCAACCUGAGUUGCUGACGACAACUGCAGUGACGCUACCUGGUUCUCCACGAUCUCGUCUUUGUGCCGAGGCCUUGCACUCCUUGCGGCGACCGGACCACGAGCAGCUGGCAGGAACGGAAGAUUUCACUGAUGGGCCGAUGGACUUUGAGCGACAUGGCACCUCAGACCUGCCACGAUGCCCUAAGUACAGAAAGUACCAGUUAGCAUGCAACAAGCACAAUAACGACGCCUCUUCACACACCAGUACCUCAGGUUUUCCAAGCACAUUCAAGGAGAUGAGCAGGCCGGCUGUGAUGCAAAUCAAGCAAGAACCCCGCAGCGAGGAAGAGUCCAUCUCACUUUGCCUGUCAGGGAAUGAGCAGGAGGAUGGUGAAAAGGACGAUGUGGCUGAGAUGGACCUGGAUGGUUCCAUCACAGUGGACCAACCAAAAGGCAGAAGCAAGUCACCCACCUGCCUACGGGCUCUGUUCAAGAAGGACCUGCCCAGCACACCCCAGCAGCUCUUAGCUAACAGACUCAUCAACGCCCAGGAUAAAGGAACCACUCAGGGAGACCACAAAAAAGACUACAGGCCUUCGCUUGGCAAUGAGUUUGGCAUGCCUGUGGCGUUCCCCAAAGACACUGAUGGUUUCCCGCCAGGGCUUUCGUUGAAGUCGCCUUCCUGCGAUGGUGUGUGCAAGCAAGAGGUGGAGCCGGACCGCCGCAGUGUCAUCUUCUCCUCAGGGGCCUGUGACCGACUGGGUACACCCACCCACUCCCAUCCCAGCGGGAACUCAUUGGAGAAGGAGCUCUCAGAACACAUGCCAAAGGGAUUGUGGGCCGGCGCCAGCCAGUCCCUUCCCAGCUCUCAGACCUACUCCCCUAGUACCACAGCCAGCGACCCGCCCUUGCUUUGCCGCCAAAGGCCCAAUACCAGCUGCCCAGUGCCAAUUAAGGUAUGCCCACGAUCGCCCCCUUCAGAGACCCGCACUCGGACCUCCAGUUCCUGUUCGUCCUAUUCUUACGCUGAGGACGGAAGCGGGGGGUCCCCCUGCAGCCUGCCGCAGUUUGAGUUUUCACCCUCGCCUUGCCCCAAUGUGACGCGGUGUCUCACCUCUGACCAACAAGAGGCAGGUGGUGGGACGGAUGCACUAUUUGCACGGGUACGGCCCAAGAUAAAGUGUGAGCAGUCAUAUGGAACCAAUUCCAGUGAUGAGUCAGGGUCCUUUUCGGAGGGGGACAGUGAAUCAUGUCAUGUUCGAGAGCAAGGCCCUGAGGUCAAGCUCCCGUUCCCUGUUGAUCAAAUCACAAAUCUUCCACGCAACGACUUCCAAAUGAUGGUGAAAAUGCACAAGCUGACCUCAGAGCAGCUGGAGUUCAUCCACGACGUGCGCAGACGUAGUAAAAAUCGCAUCGCGGCACAGCGCUGCCGCAAGAGAAAACUUGACUGCAUCCUGAACCUUGAGUGUGAAAUACGCAAACUGGUGUGUGAAAAGGAGAAGCUGUUAACAGAGCGCAACCAGUUAAAGGCGUGCAUGGGAGAGUUAUGGGAGAAUUUCUCCUGUCUGUCGGAAGAGGUGUGUCGAGAUGUGCAGCUGAGCCCUGAACAGGUACAUCACUACUGCCCUAUACUGCGCCCCGGCAACACCGCCUCCGUCGCCCCCGGCAGCAUCGACCUCACCGCCUCCUCCACCCCAGAACAGAGCUUCCACAAAUCAUCCUCCACAAAAGACGGGACAACCCGAAAGCCCCAGUGGAAAACUGGCAACGGGGCUGAAGACGCAGCCAACCACAGGGAGGAGCAAGAGGCCGGCUCUGCCUUUAUGGAGGUGGGGCUUUCCCUGGAACAGUCCAAUCAAACGGUGACAGUAGACUUCUGUCAAGAGAUGACAGAUAAAUGUACAACUGACGAACAGCCCAACAGAAAGGACUGUACCUAAUGACGGUGGUUUCUCUGUGUUGAUUUGUUUUUUAUUAUUAUUUAAUUUAGUUAUGUCUUCUGACAAACCCUCACAAGUCGAGGGCUGUUGAGAUGGCCAGCCUCUGCCAGUGUUUUUGAUUUUUUUUUACAUAUAUAUAUAUAUAUAUAUAUUUAUGUCUUUUUAUUGUCUUUUUUUAAACAAAGGUUGACACUACAGUUGUCUUAACAGCAGCAAUACUGUUCUCCAGGUUCUGUCUAGUUCAGCCAUGGCAGAGUGGCUGAGACCUUCUCACAGAACUUCACAAUGGUGCUACACCUUUCCAGGACAGUGGAGACACUGUCUGUUUCCAAUUACAGUCCAUUCAGUUGGGAUGGGCGCUGACCACAUCUCAAAUUCAGACCUCUACGGACCUAGCAGCAGCUUUUUGCUCUCUUUUUGUCUCUUUCUUCCCUCUCCACCUUCAUUCACUCCUCCUGCCCUCUACCUCUAAAUCUCCCCCUCUCUCUAUCUUCUCUUUCUCUUUGUGGCCCUUGUCACAGUAAAUUCAAACUCAGGAAAUAUUCUGAAUGUUCAGUAUAACUCAUGAAAAAAAAUAAUACAGAUUUUUUUUUCUACAGCAGCUAGACUGUAAAUGUCCAUAUGCAAAAAUGUCUUCUGCAUCAUGCGUUUGUAGUGUCUGCGUACCGUAAUUUGUACAGACGGUGGUAUCUAAAAACAUUCCUCCUUUGCCUUCCACAGCACUGAUACGAAAUAAAGUACGACGGAGAAGACUCGCAUCGUAGUUUUGGCCACCUUUUUGCGUCAGCAAUACUAUACCAUUGGAUGUUUUCGAGAAGUGCUUGCUCGACAGAAAGCGUAUUGUAAAUAGUACGGUGCAUGGAGAUGGGCUAGAUAAUAUUGUACAGGUAGUAACCUUCGCGCUUUUUGUUUUUCGUUUUCUUUCUGUUCUCUGGGGUUUUAUCAAGCACCUUUUUGUCACGAAGGGAAAAUCGUUGCUGUUUCCUGUCUCGAAUGAAUUCCCCAUGACGAUGGAUGUGCUUAAACUCAGGAAACUAGCAUUCUUACACUCACGCAUGCACACACACGCUCGCAUACGACCCCCCUGGUGCAGCGCAUAGACCCCCUUGCAUGUGAUUUGGAUGUAAACGGUGUGCGUAGUGGUGAGCUGUUCUUCUAUAAAUGUGAAAACGUGCUCUUAUCAGUAUUUACAAUGUGCUCACGGACACCUGCGAACAGUGUUAUCUUUAACACACCUUUCAGUUUUAGCCCAUUUUACAGAACGGAAAUGAUGUUGAACUCAAUUUAGUUUUCCCCUCCCUCAGCACUCUUUGAUUGUUCAGCACUUCUGAAAGGGAUUUCUUUUUCAGAACCCUAAAAAGUCUGAAAUUGAAGCACUUAAUGUGAACACUUAAAGUGUCUCUCUUGGCUGAUGAUCUUUAAAGACACAAUAUCUUAUAAAGAACGUUUUCAAGUUCAUUUAAAUUAAAAAAAGAAGUGUUCAAAUUAAAUAUUUAUGGAAGACACUAAAAAGCUGCUUUUAAAGUGUGUUGUUCACACUUGUAGGUUGGUUAUUUUGGUCCAGGCCAAAUAAUUGAGACACAUGGUCCUGGUUCACUUACAAUCUGUGUUGCAUUUAGGCAUGGGCCGGUAUAAGAUUCUGUCAGUGUGAUAAUCUUGGAUAAAAAUAUUACGGUUUCACGUAAUCACGGUAUUGUGAUCACUGCUCUAAAAUAUAUUCUUUUUUUAAUGUCUGAGUAAAAACAACUA
Danio rerio (zebrafish) is the source of this 4756-nucleotide messenger RNA. The record is from RefSeq and is a predicted model, not a curated record. NCBI's taxonomy places the organism in Eukaryota, Metazoa, Chordata, Actinopteri, Cypriniformes, Danionidae.